AUGAAUCUGCUGCUAUCGCCUCAGCCGCCCGUUUUCCCUCAUCAGCGCGAUAAUCACCAUCUUUCUACUCCACGAUCAGUCUCCCCUCUUCCCAGCAUGACCAGCCGAAAACGAAAAGCCGACGAAGAUGGCGACGAGACUAUGUCCCCUUCGAGUUCUCCGGCCGUCCCGUCAAGAACACUCGUCCGUCCAUCGAAAAAAAUCCGAGCGAAUGACAUGGUUGGCAGACCGUUGAAUCUCCCUCGACUCCUCGAAACGCUCGACGUUGGCCAACUGCGAACCGUGCUCGAACGCAUCUGCGAACGACACCCGGACAUCGGCCACGAGGUCGUCACCGGGGCUCCGCGCCCCUCGGCCGCGUCCGCUCUCCAGGUUCUGCAAGGCUACCAAGACAAGUUGAAGGCGGCCAUCCCCUAUGGCGAUUCGAGCCCUGAGUACACAUACUGCCGCAUCAAGGAGCCCAUGGUUGCCCUCAUCGACGCCCUGUCAGACUUUACGCCCCAGUUUCUCCCUCCGAUCGAACUGCAACCCACGAAGUCGCUGCAAUAUCUCGACGGGGCCACCAAGCUCAUCCACGAGCUGCCCAACUGGCAAGCACACGCGUAUCGUCACCACAAAGAAAACGCCUACGAGGAAAUUUCGAGGGCGUGGGCUCUGGUCAUCAACGAAGCAGGAAAGCGAGGCGGGGGCAUCAACCUGCACUCGGGCGGUUGGGACCAGACCCUCUUCCGACACAACGAGCAGUCUGGCGGGCGCCUCGGCUCGGCAAUGUCUGCCAUGGGAAGCAGUGUCGGCUGGAUGGCGUCGAAUCAGCCACCAUCCUCGGACCAAACCUCGAUUCUUAACCAGCUCAUGGCGGGAACCUACGGAUUACCUGUGCGGGUUGGACCGUGCCCAGGCGACCAGCACAAGGCGUGGGUCAACCCCUUCGAAGAGGCGCGCCCCCGUGUGUCGGAAUGGACGGCCAAGGAGAUUGCCACCAUCGCGUCUAAGCUCGACAAGCAGCUCGGGCCUGAGUACAUAUCCUCACGGUCGGGACCCGGCGGCUCUCGGGUGCACUAUCUCACCGCUGAAAAGUGCAUCGGCCUCGCAAACGAAGUCUUUGGCUUCAACGGAUGGUCAUCGUCCAUCCAGAACAUCCAGGUCGACUUCGCCGACGAGAAUCCGCAGUCCCAGCGCGUCAGCAUCGGCCUCUCCGUCAUUGUCCGCAUCACCCUUCGCGACGGCACAUAUCACGAAGACAUUGGCUACGGCUCCAUCGAAAAUGCCAGAGGCAAAGCCAUGGCAUUUGAAAAGGCCAAGAAAGAGGGCACGACGGACGGGAUGAAGCGAGCGUUGAGGAGCUUUGGCAACGUGCUAGGCAACUGCAUCUAUGACCAAGAAUACGUCAAGCUCGUUACAAAGGUCAAGGCCCAACCCGUAAAGAAGUUUGAUCAAGACAACCUGCACCGCCACGCAGAUUUCGUGAGGAAGGACCCGGAGAAGGCCGAGGCUACAGGCAACGCGGCUCUCGUCCCUUUCAAGAUGGAAUCCGCAGAAUCGUUUGAGGACUUAAUCGGAGAACUCGACGAGGCCGACUUUUGCGUCCCAGGAGAGGGCCACCCGGACGAGAUUGUCCUGCCCUCUGUCCCGAUCCAGGCACAAGGAUCCAACGAGAAACCCGCUACGAAUCCACCGCCUCAGCAGCCACCCACGCGGGCCCUUUCUGGAACCGCCUCGGGGCCAAGCAAUGGUCGUCCGCCACAGACACCGAAGCCGGCUACCCGGAGCUCCACGACACAUUACGAGGGACCCCAGAAUCAGAAUCGCCCCAUGCCGGCACGGCCAGCGCCUCAACCGGCUGGCGGUUCGUCAGAACCGGUUGCGUUCUUUUCCGCCAGGUCUGUGAUCCCGAAUUCUGACGCGAGCGUUCCCGGACAGACCGGCAACGUGAAUGCCGGCCCUCCAAAACAGCUUUUCAACCCCAAGGCCGAGAGCCCGUCUAUCCGGAAGACGCCUGGAAUCGACCAUUCCGCGUCGAGACCGGUGGCCAGGAACGGGCAGCACGUUCCGCCCACCAGCAGUCAGGCCCCGGGGCGACAAUCGGUGAAUGGCACUCGAGGCAACGUAGUGAAUCCAUCACUUGACCAGACCGGGCGGAUAGGUGCGCCCGGCGGCCCGGGCAGCCCACUGGCGAACAGGGGAUCUUACAAGCCGCCAACGAUGAAGCGACCACUGCCGGGGGACGGAAACGCCACGACCGCAGCGCGCUCACCGCUGGUUGACAUCGCGGCUAAUACGAGCGGCCAGGGCAACGCAACAGCGGCAGAUGGUGUCGAUACGAAACGGCAAAAGUUUGUCUAA
This is a messenger RNA of Hirsutella rhossiliensis, 2343 nucleotides long. RefSeq names its product cut8, nuclear proteasome tether protein. The record is from RefSeq and is a predicted model, not a curated record. Gene Ontology annotation, biological process: DNA recombinase assembly; double-strand break repair via single-strand annealing; double-strand break repair via homologous recombination. Bases 1 to 2343 code for a protein of 780 amino acids. Gene Ontology annotation, cellular component: nucleus. The transcript is spliced from 5 exons. NCBI's taxonomy places the organism in Eukaryota, Fungi, Ascomycota, Sordariomycetes, Hypocreales, Ophiocordycipitaceae.